Aureobasidium subglaciale EXF-2481 is the source of this 1845-nucleotide messenger RNA. RefSeq lists its product as uncharacterized. Bases 1 to 1845 code for a protein of 614 amino acids. Gene Ontology annotation, biological process: protein phosphorylation. The transcript is spliced from 4 exons. Lineage: Eukaryota; Fungi; Ascomycota; Dothideomycetes; Dothideales; Saccotheciaceae. The record is from RefSeq and is a predicted model, not a curated record. Gene Ontology annotation, molecular function: protein kinase activity; ATP binding.
AUGGCUGAUGACUAUCACAUGCUCGAGGAAUUGGGUUCGGGGUCCUUCGGUGUUGUCUACAAGGCUGUCGAGAAGGCCACUGGAGAUCUGGUCGCCAUCAAACACAUCGAUCUCGAAGGCAGCGACGACGAUAUCCAAGAAAUACAACAAGAGAUCGCUCUUCUGAGCACAUGCUCCAGCGAACAUGUUACAAGAUACAAGGCCAGCUUCGUGCGAGGCGUCAAACUAUGGAUUGUAAUGGAAUAUCUUGGUGGAGGCUCGUGUCUAGAUCUCCUCAAGUCCGGUCCCAUUAACGAGGCUCAGAUCGCCAUCAUUAUGCGCGAGUUGCUGCUUGGUCUUGACUACCUUCAUAAUACAGGGAAAAUUCACAGAGACAUUAAAGCAGCCAAUGUCCUUUUGUCUAGCUCUGGCAGAGUCAAGAUUGCUGACUUUGGAGUCGCUGCACAACUGACCAACAUUCAAUCUCAGCGCCUGACCUUUGUCGGUACCCCAUUCUGGAUGGCGCCCGAGGUUAUUCAGGAGUCAGGCUACGACUUCAAGGCCGACAUCUGGAGUUUGGGUAUCACCGCUAUGGAAUUGGCCAAUGGCGAGCCUCCUCACAGCCAAGUUCAUCCCAUGAAGGUCUUGUUCCUAAUCCCGAAAGAAAGAGCUCCUAGGUUGGAAGGCGGCACCUGGUCCAAGGAAUUCCGCGAUUUUGUUGCCUUGUGUCUGAACAAAGACGCCGACACGCGACCUACGGCCAAGAAUCUCCUCAAGCACAAGUUCAUUCAACGCGCAGGGAGAGUCGACUCCCUCAAGCUGCUUGUCGACAGAGCUCGCAAUCGCAUCGUGAACGACAAGAAGGAUCGCCUCAGAUAUUACGAACAGACUCUACACGAGCUCCAUGCACCAACAGAGGAGGACGAUUGGGUCUUCGACACAGUCAGACCAACGAAAACAUACAACUCUCAGACCGUCAAACCACGCGAGCCUGCACACAUGAUCGCCUGGGAUAGCGACGCCGAAGAUGCAUUCGCGGCGAUGGAGAACCUGGAUCCUUCGCUGGGAGAAUCGCCUUCAUACGACCCGGCUGCCACUAUCCGCACUUCAAAGCACACCUCAAGCUCUCCAUCGCACCAGAUCGACCCCUCUGCGACAACCCGCAAGCAAAAGCAACCUCUAGGACUCGACAUGUCAUUUGGAAACGGAGCUUCGACAGUACGCCAGUUCAAGCGCGUCCCAUCUGGCGGCAGACCGUCGAGCUCCGAUUCAUCACAAACAGCUGUUGACGACAGUGAGAACCAACAUCCUGCUGCUGCCGCCGUCAUGAUGCCUGAUACCAAAGAAGCCAUACUUGGGAGACGGGCCUAUGUCAAGUGUAUCGACCCAGCACUGCAAGAGCUAUACGCCUCCACGGCACCUGGUCCGAAGCAAAUAGCUCUUGCCCGAAUGGCAGAAGCCUGGAAUGUCUUGGAUGAAACAGAUCCUGAAGGCGAACUUCUACUACUCAAGGCCAUCUUCGAGCGAGUUCAGAGAGACCCUAGACUUGCCGCCCAAAUCAUGCCAGCCUCACAACUCGCCUCUCUCCGCAGUAGUGCCUCAGCGAAGAAAACCCCCACCGUCACUGAGAAAGAGAUCACACCUCCUACCUCGCCCCACAAGUUGGAGCCGGCUCCCCAUACUCGUUCGAUUCGUCGACAAAGUGCUUUUGUGGACAGCGAACGCGAAAAAGUCCUUCGCACUGCGAUUCUUGAGGACAAGAUGCCUGGCAAAGUCGAGACCGGUCUCGAACACAUUGGCAUGUUGGCAGAUGCCUUGUAUGGUCGAUGGAGCGAAGGCUUGCGUAUGCGAUGGCCCAACGCAUAA